Messenger RNA from Caenorhabditis angaria, 2374 nucleotides. The record is from the annotation of a GenBank genome assembly. NCBI's taxonomy places the organism in Eukaryota, Metazoa, Nematoda, Chromadorea, Rhabditida, Rhabditidae.
AUGGCAACAACGCCAAAUUAUACGGCGCAGAUUCUUCUGCUACAACAAGAAAUGGAUCAAAUGAAAUCUGAUUUCUCUGAAAACGAUAAUGCAUUUUUCCUAUGUUCAAUGGCUCUAAUUAUUUUUUGUAAGUUUUUGAACCAUUUUUUGUAUUUCUAACAUGAAAAAAUACAGUUUAUUUUUUCAGUAAUGCAAUGUGGUUUUGCUUUUCUAGAAGCUGGCGCAGUUCGAAGUAAAAACACAACAAAUAUUCUUAUCAAAAAUCUAUUAGAUUCAUGUAAGAAAUCAAAUUUCAGAGAACACUUUUUAUAUAACGUUUCUAGGUAUUGCAAUUAUUGGUUAUUGGGCUCUUGGAUGGGCACUUGCUUUUGGAGAUUGUCCAAAUGAUGUGAUAGGCCUGUUUAUGGGUUAUUCACAAUUUUUCUUGGCAAAUUUCGUAAAUUAUCCGAAGUAAGUUUCUCAAAAUGUUCUUUUCUUUUGAAAAAAAAAAAAAAAAUUGUUAUUCAAAAAAAACAUAGAUUUAUUUUUGGUAUGUGUAGUCAUUCUAGUGUACAAUCGGAGUUCAUUAAUGAAUAAUAGCGGCAGAUGAAUUGUUGAACCCUUGGAUUAUUUCAUUUUUGAUGUUUCAAAAAUAAGUGCGAGGUGGAAUGUUGCAAUACUGAUAAACAAAUUUGUUAUAUGUUUUAUUACCUCAUAAAAUUACGAGUACUUUCUCACUUUCAGGACAAAUAAUUUCAUAGAGACACAGAAAUACAGGUUGAUAUUUCAGAUUCUUUUUCCAAUAUGUUUUUGCUGCAACAUCAGCAACAAUUGUUUCGGGAGCUGUUGCAGAAAGAUGUGAAUUUGCAAAUUAUAUUACUUAUUGUUCAGUUAUUUCAAGUUAGUACAUGAUAGAGAAAAAAACGAAACAAUGAAAUUAAAUGAACACUUUUUCCAGCAAUCGUUUAUCCAAUUUUAACUCAUUGGGGAUGGCAUCCAAAAGGUUGGAUGAGUCUUGGAAUCUCUGCUGGAUUUAUAAAAACAACAUAUGAUGAUUUUGCCGGGUCUGGUGUUGUUCAUCUUUGUGGUGGUUCGAUUUCCCUUUUGGCUGCUUGGAUUAUUGGUCCAAGAAUCGGAAAAUUUGUUGAAGACGAAGAUGAAGAAUCCGAUGAGAUUCUUGGGCAUUCAGUUCCAUUUGCUGCUUUAGGUGGAUUUAUUUUGAUGUUUGGAUUCCUCGCGUUCAAUGGUGGAAGUAUGGCAGAUAUUGUGAAACCUGGAGAAGGUCAUAUUGUUGCGCUUGCUAUGGUAAAUACAAUUUUAUCUGGUGCAUUUGCUGCUCUCACAUUCCUUGUUAUUCAUUUUCUCUAUCACGGAAAAUGGACACUUCUUCUAACAAUCAACGCUUGUCUAACUGGAAUGGUUGCAUCUUGCGCAGGUUGUAAUAAAAUGGAGCCAUGGGCUUGUACCUGGGUUGGAAUUGGUGCUGGUUUGAUCUAUAUGGGCUUGAGUAAAUGGGCUCUUAAAAUGAAAAUUGAUGAUCCACUUGACGCGUUUGCUGUGCACGCAGGAGGUGGUUUCUGGGGUUUGACUUCUGUUGCAGUUAUUGGACACAAUGGUGUUGUUUAUGCUAUCGCAAGUGCAAUUGGUGGAGCUUCUGAUGGAGGGAAUCAAAUUGCUCAAGCUUUUGCACAACUUGGAUGGCAAUGGGUUUGUGCUCUUGCAAUUAUCACCUGGUCUUAUUUAUGGAUGUUGCCAAUUUUCGCAUUUUUGAAGAAAAUUGGAAAACUUAGGGUUCCGGAAGAAGUUGAAAUCAACGGGUUAGAUAUUUUCAAACACGGAGAAUCUGCAUAUCCAUUGCACGCCUAUGGACACGGAUGGCAUGAUUUUGAAAAGGUACAGUACUCAUUUUUGCCCUUCUCAUUUACAUGAUCUCAAAUCGUUCCCACGGUACAACCCAUAAAAUUUAUUUAUUUUUCAAAUUGUUAUCAAAACAAAAUGAAAACAAUUUUGAAAAAAAUAACACAUAAAUAACCCUGUAGAAAACUUGUUUUUUCACGGUUCCAGGCUCCAAGUUCGUCCACUCAUCACAAACAUUUACCAGUUGGAAAGAAACGACAAAGUGUAUAUCCAGAAAGUAUGUAGAAUUCAAAUUUUCAAAAGAAAACAUCAUUUUUUAGUGUCUUUGGAACAUUUGGCAUCAGUUUAUGAACGAAGUGGUAGUGUUGGACAAAGUGAUAGUGGACCAAAAAGAUUAUUUAUGAAUCACAAUGAAAGAAGAAAAUCAAGAAUGAUUGAUUUUGAUUUGUAUAAUGAAAGUGGUCCAAAGAAUACUAGAAAAUCAUCGGAAGAAAAAGAAAAAACAUCAGAAACUGAACAUGAAACUAUGUGGAUGUAA